CUCAACCUUCAAACUCGUGUUGAACACGUUCAAUCACACAAUCUUCGCUAUACCCAACUAUCUAUUCGGAAUGGCCCGCCUCUCCACCUUCCUUCUCGGCUCCGCCGCUUUCUUGAGCGCUCUCGUCGGCGUCAACGCCGACUGCUCCCAAAUCUCCGGUAACUACUACUGCGAUGCCGUCUCCGCCAUCGAGUACCAGAACAUCGGUUUCGCCGGUUCUUACCAGCAGGUCACCGCUAUGGACACCUCCUCCUGCACCUGUACCUCUCAGACCAAGUCUUUCUCCGGAUCCCUUGCGCCCGUGAACGAGGAGUUGUCUCUUCACUUCCGUGGUCCCAUCCAGAUCGCCAAGGUUGCCGUCUACAACCUCCAGUCCGGUUCUUCCGCCGCCAAGAAGCGCGAUGUUGAGCCUUCUUCUUCUGACUGCCCUAAGGCUAAGAGGACUGGUCACUCUCACCACCGUCGUUCCGCCGUUGUUGAGGAGGUCUGGAUUACUGAGACCGUGCACACUACCAUCACCCGCACUCGUGGUGUCGCUGAUGGCACUGCCGCCGCUGCUACUCCUGCCACUACCUCCGCCUCCACCGCGGCCAACGGUAACGUUGUUGCCGUGGUUGUCGACGACAUUGUUUCUGUUGCCUCUGAGGUCGCCUCCGUUGCUGGCGAUGUUGUCGGUGACGUUGUUGGCGCUGUUACCUCCGUUGCUGGUGCCGUUGCUUCCGUCAUCGCUGAGGCCGGCCCCGACUCUUCUUCCUCCACCUCCACCUCUUCCUCUUCCUCCGCUGCUCCCUCCGUUACCGGUACCGCCUGGGUUCGUUCCUCCUUCUACGAGGCUUCGUCUGGUACCGCCGAGAACAUCGUGUUCAUGAACAACAUGGGUGGUGUCAAUGGCUCCGGUUCCUGGUCUUCUUGCUUCGGUAACACACUCUCCUACGCCAACGCCAACGGGGUCGACGCGGCUGCCGUUCCCCAGAUCUUGGAGGACGUCACCAUCCCCUCCAACAAGGAGGUGAUCAUCUUCUCCGGUGAGGCGUGUGACGACUCUUGCGGUUACGUCGCGGACGGUGCUCCCGCUUACAAGGGUUUCUCCGGCGGUGACAAGAUGUUCUUGUUCGAGUUCAUGAUGCCUACUGACUCCGCGUCCACCUCUUCCUUCAACUUGGACAUGCCCGCUAUCUGGGCUUUGAACGCCCAGAUCCCCCGUACCCUCCAGUACGGUGACGCUUCCUGCUCUUGCUGGACUACCGGAUGUGGUGAGCUCGACUUGUUCGAGGUCUUGACUACUGGUUUGGACUACAUGACUACCACCCUCCACGACUUCCAGGGUACCGGUACUCAGUACGGUGGUGGUGGUUCUUCUGACUACUUUGUCCGUCCCAAGACUUCUUACAUGCAGGCUGCCGUUGUCUUCUCCUCUUCUGACAAGACCAUCAAGUUGGCUGAGAUCUCUAACGUUGACUUUGGUUCUUCCAUUGCUCUCGACACUGUCUCUGGCUGGGGAUCUAACCCCUCUUCCAUCUUCGUUGCCUCCUAA
This is a messenger RNA of Saitoella complicata NRRL Y-17804, 1534 nucleotides long. RefSeq lists its product as uncharacterized. NCBI's taxonomy places the organism in Eukaryota, Fungi, Ascomycota, Saitoellomycetes, Saitoellales, Saitoellaceae. The record is from RefSeq and is a predicted model, not a curated record. The transcript has a single exon. The coding region runs from base 71 to 1534 and encodes 487 amino acids. Gene Ontology annotation, cellular component: fungal-type cell wall.